CAGGAGAAGAUUUUUUGUCAUAGGGGAGGGGAAUUGGAUGGUGAAAACAUAUUGCUAAUGUUUUGGUUUGCUUGUUGGAGGGUUAGCCCAGGGAUUCCGCUGCCUCUCAUUGCUCUUUUUGGCUGAAUGUGACCUUUUUCAGCACCUUUUUUUUCCUUUUCCACUCGCGCAACAGGAAAAAGGAUAAAAAACCAGACGAUAUGUGUGUGUAGUAUGUUGAUGGUGACCAUCUGUGGAGUUAAAGCCAGUGUUGAAAGACAAGACAGGAAGAAGCUCUCGCUGCCCUCCCACCCAAAUGCAGCCCACCCUUGCUCUUUGAGCCGGAGCCUCUUUUAGGCUGGCGACGCUGCGAGGGAUGCUGGUGCUGCUUCCGCCAGCAACACCUUUCCCAAAAAAAUAUAGUAAACAAAGAAUAGCCUUCUUUGGUGAUGGGCAUCUGGCGAAUUCCAGUAGAUGAGAUUGAUCGACCAGGAAGUUUUGCAUCUCAUAUGAACCGAUCCAUUGUCCUCUUGCUAGAGGUGCUCUCAAAGCUUAAAGAUCACGACACCUUGCUGAAAGUCUCGUUCAUGCUGCAGAGAACCCCUGAUCAGGGAAAGAAAUAUUUACGUGAUGUUGAUCGCCAGCUUUUGGCAAAGAGAGCGUUUUUCCUGAAUGUAAAAGUCCUGGAGGACAAUCUAAACAGUCUCACUGGGGUGCAGCUUUCCAAAGCAGCUACCGCCUCCAUGGGGGAAAUGACCACUACGGCCGUAUCCAACAGGCCAAGUUCUGAGGACAGCAAACAUGCCUUGCCUAAAAAGGCAGGGCUUACAGAAGUCUCCUGUACCACUAACACAGGGCCCAAGGACACCACCCAAGCACAAAUCACUCCACCCGCAAUAUCUACAGAUAAAGGUAGCAAGGUAGAGAAUCUGCUGGGAAAAGUGGAUCUUCCUGGGAGUGAGGGGCCCAGAACAAGGCAAGAGGAACCGAUGGAUUUGGAAUCAGGCCAUUGGAGGAAGGCAACUACAGCCACAGAUACUCAGGGCAGAAAAAGCGAGGUCUGUACCUCUCUGGGCUUAAUGGAUUCACAGCAUAAAGCGCCUGACAUUAGCCGGACAUCAGAGCUGUCCCUGGAGGAGCUCAGUAUUAGUUCUCGGCAGCAGCAGCUCCAAUCCGCGGCAGCCAAGGUCACUAUCACUGAUCAGGGUUUAAUACGAAGACCUAACAGAAAAAGGAAACUUUUAGAGGACGUGGAGUCGGGAAAAACCCUGCUGCUUGACGCUUACAGGGUGUGGCAGCAAGGCCAGAAAGUCAUGACGUACGACCUGGGCCGCAUUGAAAAGAUCAUGUCGGAGACCUACAUGCUCAUAAAACAGGUUGAUGAGGAUGUGGCUCUGGACCAAGCUGUGAAGUUUUGCCAGAUUCAGCUGGCUACUUCUACCCAAAGACAGACUGCAGGUGACGCCCCCAGCACGCCCAAAUACAGCAGAGACCUCUUCUUCCCUGCCUCCCUACCAACGCCGGUCUUGAUCAGCCACGCCACGUGCCAACCACUGUCCACCCAAGACGGCCAAGCCAAAGUGGUGUUUGAGCCCCUGAGCAAGUUGUCAAGACCUCAAACGUCGGGCUUCCACGAUCAGUCUGUGCACAGGAGAGCAGUUUGCCAUCCUGCGUCAGCAGUAGCAGCAGCAGCGGCAGCAGCGGCCAUGUCCUUCCUACAACACACAGAGGAGCGUGAGGAGCCCACUGAGGGACUGUUGUACCGGCAGCAGGAAUCACACCUUUGUCAACAGAUGAAGCUGGCCACGGUUUCGCAGGUGCAGGAAACAGCGGCAGGCUGGUUCCGGGAAGAAACGGCCACAUGUAGCAGCAGCAGCAGCACCACGCAGCAUUGUGCAGACCAGCAGCAGUAUGCCAGCGGCGAUCAGUCAAAGCUUCCAGACCCCAAUCGUGUCCGCUCCAGAGUCCCACCCAACAUGCCAAAGCUCUUCAUCCCCGCCACGCUCACCAAGUUCCCGCCAGAGAUCACAGUGACUCCGCCCACGCCCACACUGCUCUCUCCCAAAGGCAGCAUCUCCGAGGAAACCAAACAAAAACUCAAGAAGGUCAUUUUGUCAUCACAGUCUGCUGCCACGGUCAAGAAGGACUCUCUGAUCCAGCCCUCUUUGGACCUGCAGGACACAUCCAGCCAGGAGUCCUCUCUGGAGAGCGAGUCUGAUGAAGAGGACGAUUACAUGGACAUUUGACUUCUGAUGAAGAGGACGAUUACAUGGACAUUUGACUUCUGAUGAAGAGGACGAUUACAUGGACAUUUGACUUCUGAUGAAGAGGACGAUUACAUGGACAUUUGACUUCUGAUGAAGAGGACGAUUACAUGGACAUUUGACUUCUGAUGAAGAGGACGAUUACAUGGACAUUUGACUUCUGAUGAAGAGGACGAUUACAUGGACAUUUGACUUCUGAUGAAGAGGACGAUUACAUGGACAUUUGACUUCUGAUGAAGAGGACGAUUACAUGGACAUUUGACUUCUGAUGAAGAGGACGAUUACAUGGACAUUUGACUUCUGAUGAAGAGGACGAUUACAUGGACAUUUGACUUCUGAUGAAGAGGACGAUUACAUGGACAUUUGACUUCUGAUGAAGAGGACGAUUACAUGGACAUUUGACUUCUGAUGAAGAGGACGAUUACAUGGACAUUUGACUUCUGAUGAAGAGGACGAUUACAUGGACAUUUGACUUCUGACGGCAGGUGACUCGGGGCGGCCAUGACACCCAGAGAACGCCGCUUAGUGGUUGGCUGCCAUGUCACCACCUUGUGGUGUGAGUGCUGCACCACAGCUUUCAUAGCAUGUCUGUAUGGUGCUACUUAUGCUUCAUCCUCACCUGUUGAUGCGUCAUCCUCACCUGUUGAUGCUUCAUCCUCACCUGUUGAUGCUUCAUCCUCACCUGUUGAUGCUUCAUCCUCACCUGUUGAUGCGUCAUCCUCACCUGUUGAUGCGUCAUCCUCACCUGUUGAUGCGUCAUCCUCACCUGUUGAUGCUUCAUCCUCACCUGUUGAUGCUUCAUCCUCACCUGUUGAUGCUUCAUCCUCACCUGUUGAUGCUUCAUCCUCACCUGUUGAUGCUUCAUCCUCACCUGUUGAUGCUUCAUCCUCACCUGUUGAUGCUUCAUCCUUUACUCCCAGUUGCAGCGCUACAUUUCAGUCAGUGAAGCUGUAGCACAUGAGAAAUGUUUACAGUACACUCAACAUUUGAGUGAGUCAGCGCUCAGGUGUGCUUUUUUGUCCCCCCUUCCAUCCCCCCUCCUGAUAUUUUUACCUGACUUUAUUGCAGCGUUUUCUCUGUACCUGUGAGCUUCUCACCAAGGUGGCAGCCAUCACCAGCACUGAUGUGAAUGAUGUUGAAAGACUACAAGACUUUUGUACAUAGCAGCAUUCACAUUGGCCUCAAUGGGCCCAGUGAGUGAGUGAGUGAGUGAGUGAGUGAGUGAGUGAGUGUGAGAGUGAGUGAGUGAGCGAGCGAGCGAGCGAGUGAGUGAGCGAGCGAGCGAGCGAGCGAGUGAGUUAGCUAGCGAGCAUCUUUCCUAAGGUGACCAGAAUCCAGAUGCAGUCUCUCCAAAUGUCCAGAAAGCAGAGUCACUGAGUGCUUGAAGAUGUCAGAAUGUGUUUUUUGUACUGAUUGUUUCUAUCAAAAGCUAUCUUUCUUUCUUAAAAGGUGAAAAUAUCAUUUUUGGAGAAAAAAAAAGAAUGCAGCUUUUUCCUUACAUGGUUAAGAUGAGAUGUGAAGAUGAUUUUGUACUUCAUGUCUGAGGUGAUGGAUGACUCUCUCUCUGCCCGGCCUCAACUUCACUGAGGACGUCUCACCAAAAAUGUAAAUAUUACACCAUAAAGCUGUCUUCUUUGUAUUGGGGUUGUGUUCAAAGGUAGGUGUGUGUGUGUGUGUGUAUGUGUGUGUGUGUGUGUGUGUGUGUGUGUGUGUGUGUGUGUGUGUGUGUGUGUGUGUGUGUGUGUGUGUGCGUGCGCGCGCGUGCGUGCGUGUGCGUGUGCGUGCGUGCGUGCGUGCGUGCGUGCGUGCGUGACCUCAAUUAUCCAUCCAUCAAAUGAGAUGAAUGACAUCUUACUGCAUGUCAAAGUGCUUCCUGUUGUAUUUUUUUCUAGUCUUGUAACUUUUGCCCAUGUCCAAAACAGUCAAUCUUACAUUGUACAUUGUACAUUGUACAGUAUUAAAGUGAUAGCUGGAAGAA
Nerophis ophidion (straightnose pipefish) is the source of this 4221-nucleotide messenger RNA. RefSeq names its product calcineurin-binding protein cabin-1-like. The transcript is spliced from 10 exons. Gene Ontology annotation, molecular function: nucleosome binding. The record is from RefSeq and is a predicted model, not a curated record. Gene Ontology annotation, cellular component: nucleus. The coding region runs from base 429 to 2225 and encodes 598 amino acids. NCBI's taxonomy places the organism in Eukaryota, Metazoa, Chordata, Actinopteri, Syngnathiformes, Syngnathidae. Gene Ontology annotation, biological process: chromatin organization.